CCCUUUUUCAGCACUAUAGUUCACCAGAUUUGACAACUUUCAGAGUAGGCCAUGGACUGAACGUCACAGAGUUUCCUGAUUUCCAGGUAUGUGUUCCAACAAUCUCCUUGCUUCAAUGGUGGCUACUUUUGUAUAGAAACCAAGUCAACUAGUAAUCUGAACCUUAGCCUUUUUAAAUCAACACUUACUGUUUUCUUUUACUCUAUUUAUUAUAAAGUUUACCCUCUUCGUUAGGACAGAACUUCUCAGGACUGAAGGUUCUUUGGAAACUUUGUGAAUUCAUGGUUAGCAAAGAGUGGUUAGAUUUAGAAAGUAUGGUCUCCCCAGGCAGACACAGUAUAUGACAAGUUUUAUUUAAAUUCUGGGAAGAAUUGGAGUCUCGUGCACAAAUGAAGAGGAUUGGAGGUUUGUUAUGGGAGGGGAGUAGGGUGGGUAGCUUUGUUAGCCACAUUUCCACGCUGGAUCCGGCUUAGUUGUAGUGUUGAGGUCAUCCUAGAGCUUGUUUCUGCAUUGCUGAAGGAAGAGAGCGUAUGCCUAGUUAUUCUUUAGUAUUGUACUAAAGUUAUAUUCUGGAGUCCCAGAUUCUCAUGGUGGUAUAGAAGUGGGAACUGAAAUCUGUGAGACAUGUGUUGGUUUUCUACCACCAUGAAGCUCUCUCAUUAUGAAGUAUUGCAAGUUUCUUUUUAGGAUGAGAUUUCCUUGGAAGAUGGCUCUGUGAUCGUCAUGAUUACUAGACUUCUCUUGGACUGGAGUGAAUUAGAUGAAUACUCCCUAGCAUGGCCUAGGGUUGUCGGAGUUGAGCUUGAAGUUGUAGCAGUACAAUUGGAGAAAACUGCAUCUAUGUGCUCAACAUGAAGUGCAUGGUAAGAGAUGAAGAGAAGUGAUUUAGAAAGGAUGAGCUAGCAGACUUGAGAAUUAAAACUUUGAUUCCCUCAGAAACAUUUUCUUCUAUUGCAGGCAGAUACAUGGAAAGGAGUUGGCAAUGGGAUCCUAUAGCUUAACAAAAUCCUCGAGCAAUCUUUGGAAUAUUGAGGAUAAUGUGUGCAUGAAAAGAGUGAUGGUUUGGGCAUCUGUGCUCUCAUUUGGACAAAUCUCAUUGUUAACUUCGGCUCAAGUGGCACAUGCAAGAGAAAGUAUCAAACCAGAAGCAAUUUAUGAGGUUGGGGAGUUAUUUGAAUUGGGAAUCCAGCUCUCUUAUCUGCUUUUACUACUAGCUUUGCUUGGGGUUGGAACUUUCUUUGUUAUUCGUCAAGUCCUAACGCGUAGAGAGCUCGACCUUUCUGCUAAAGAAUUGCAGGAGCAAGUAAGAAGUGGUGAUGCCACUGCUACUGGGCUUUUUGAACUCGGUGCAGUAAUGCUGAGGAGAAAAUUUUACCCGGCUGCUACUAAAUAUUUACUUCAGGCAAUUGAGAAAUGGGAUGGUGAUGAUCAAGAUCUUGCCCAGGUUUACAAUGCCCUUGGCGUUAGCUAUGUUCUUGACGGGAAGCUUGACAAGGGAAGCAAACAGUUUGAAGCUGCCGUGAAGCUUCAACCAGGUUAUGUCACAGCCUGGAACAACCUCGGUGAUGCCUAUGAAAAGAAGAAAGACCUGAAGUCAGCUCUCAAGGCAUUCGAAGAAGUUCUACUCUUUGAUCCUAACAACAAGGUGGCAAGACCCAGAAGAGAUGCCUUGAAGGAUAAGGUACAAAUGUACAGAGGAGUUCCCAUCAAGUCUAAGGAUAGAUGAAUCUACUAGCUACUGUCAUAAGAUUAUCAAUUUUUUCUUUCUUUAUAAAUUAUCAUCUUAAGCAAUGCUGAACUUUUCUUCCUCUAGUAAAUUUUUGUACCUUUUCCAAAAAUUACAUUUCCAGACUCGAACAUUCUUUGCUUUUAUAUCUGGAUGACUGAAUAUUAAUUUUCAGAAA
Populus trichocarpa (black cottonwood) is the source of this 1904-nucleotide messenger RNA. RefSeq names its product tetratricopeptide repeat domain-containing protein PYG7, chloroplastic. The record is from RefSeq and is a predicted model, not a curated record. Gene Ontology annotation, molecular function: protein binding. Lineage: Eukaryota; Viridiplantae; Streptophyta; Magnoliopsida; Malpighiales; Salicaceae. The transcript has 5 exons. Bases 983 to 1726 code for a protein of 247 amino acids.